Messenger RNA from Trematosphaeria pertusa, 654 nucleotides. RefSeq lists its product as uncharacterized. The transcript is spliced from 2 exons. Bases 1 to 654 code for a protein of 217 amino acids. The record is from RefSeq and is a predicted model, not a curated record. NCBI's taxonomy places the organism in Eukaryota, Fungi, Ascomycota, Dothideomycetes, Pleosporales, Trematosphaeriaceae.
AUGGAUGCUGCUCUCAGUCCACAGCCUGACUCCACCGUCAUGGCGGCCGGUUGCGAGGAGGCGGCCAACAUCACCAGCAUGGCGGCACAAAUUCGAAACUGCCAGAAUUUGCCGACUGUGCAAGGCGACAACGAGAUCGUGACUUUGUUGCGGGGCAUUGCUGAACGACUCGAUCGCAUCGACAACAAUAUUGGGCAGCUUAACGCCAGAGUUGACAGCCUCGAGGACUGCAUGGACCGCCUCGAGGACCGCAUGGACCGCCUCGGGGACCGCAUGGACCGCCUGGAGGACCGCGUGGAGCGCCUGGAGGACGAGGACCGCGUGGAGCGCCUGGAGGACCGCGUGGAGAGCGGGUUUCGUCGUGUCGAGGUGCAGCUGCUAAAUCAACAAGUGCGCCUCGAGAACAGCCACAUCAUCGCUAGCAGCCUCGAUGAGGACCUCACGCCGCUCUAUUCGUUAACGGCCGAUGCCCAGCUACAAGUUAUCCCGCACUUCCCCUCCCGCAUCGACGACAUCAGCCAGAUGGACGGUGGACGAGUCAACGAGUUGCUCCGCCAUUUGGAGCAGGGUACUACCGGGACCCUAGCCCAGCGCAGGACAAGGCUUAAGAGAGCGGUAGGGGGGUUCAUUCGCUACACUACCUCGGCUGCCUAA